Messenger RNA from Rotaria sp. Silwood1, 351 nucleotides. Lineage: Eukaryota; Metazoa; Rotifera; Eurotatoria; Philodinida; Philodinidae. The record is from the annotation of a GenBank genome assembly.
AUGACUGAUAAAAAUAUAAAAGUUUCGGAUAUCGAAAUAAAAUAUACACAAAUUUUUAUCAACAGCAAAUGGCACAAAGCAACAAAUGGUAAAACAUUUCCUGUCUUCAAUCUCCAUGCUGAUAUUGACAAAGCUGUUGAAGCUGCGAAGAAAGCUUCCGAGAUUAAGUCAAUUUGGUGUAACUAUCAACCCGCUGAACGUGGUAAUUUGCUACGCAAAUUUGCAAAUCUAUUUCGACGUGAUGUCGAUUAUUUAUCGAAAUUGGCAACAUUAAAUGGUGGAGAAAUCAUCAAUAAUAGUGUUGGUGAAGUUUUUGCUUCAGCAGCUUGUCUUGAUUAUGGUAAAGAAUGA